This is a messenger RNA of Trichechus manatus latirostris (Florida manatee), 3812 nucleotides long. RefSeq names its product allergin-1-like. The record is from RefSeq and is a predicted model, not a curated record. Lineage: Eukaryota; Metazoa; Chordata; Mammalia; Sirenia; Trichechidae. Gene Ontology annotation, molecular function: transmembrane signaling receptor activity. Gene Ontology annotation, cellular component: plasma membrane. Gene Ontology annotation, biological process: cell surface receptor signaling pathway. The coding region runs from base 133 to 1044 and encodes 303 amino acids. The transcript has 5 exons.
UUUGACUUCUUCUCUGACUUCAUUAGGGAGAAUGUGGAGCCACUUGAUCAAACUGUUCUUUUGGGGUACUUUUCCCUUGGUCACAUGUAAGAAUCACAUAUCAUUUUGAGGCUUGACUCUCCAAACCAAAACAUGAUGUGGAAAAAGAGUUUUCUCGUGUUCCUUUUCUCUCUUUCAAUUCAAAAUGCAGUAUUGGACGAUGACAGGACAAAGAAAACAGAUGAAUGCCCUUCACCUAGAUUGUCAUCGCAAACCACUGUGGUCACAAAGGGUCAAAAUGUAUCUCUGAUUUGCUCCAUCGAGAAAAAAUCUCAGACAAUCAUGUACUAUUUUUAUCAGGGUGACAAAUACCUGAGAACUAAAGAUAAUGGUGAAUCCAAUAUUUUCAACUUAAGGAUCUCAGAAGCCCGUGAUUUGGGCCCCUACAAAUGCAAAGUCCAAGAUUCUAUAUCUUCAGUUUACCGCUGCUCAAAAUACAGUCCUGACUUCAACUUCACAUUACUAGACCCAGUGGCCACCCCAGUCCUGAACAUCAGUGUCAUUCAGACAGAAGCAGGCCUAUAUAUAACACUACGCUGCAUCUCGCCCAACGGCUCAUUGCCCAUCAAUUAUACUUUCUUUGAAAAAAAUGCCGCCAUAUCACCAGCUAUUUCCAAAGAUGUAAGACAGCCUGCUGAAUUUAACUUCACCAAGAAGAGCACCCAAGGAGAUGAAGAGUAUAGGUGUGAAGCUAAAAACAGAUUGCUUAACAAUGCAAAAUACAGUCAGUACAGCCCUAUUCCCUUAACAGAUGGAGACGGCUGUGCUCUCUGCCUACAGCUACUGCCUGUGGGGUUAUUACUGGUGCUAAAAGUGAUAGCCCUAAUCCCGGCAUGUUGGAUACUACCAAAAUACAAAGCAAGAAAAGCUAUGAGAGACAAUGUGCCCGAGGACUACGGACAUACGCCUAUGGAAGUUGGAGAAUAUGAAAGUAUGUAUAAAAACCAAGCAGGUGAAGAUCUAACUGCUUUUCCCUCUUCACCUCCCAUGUCUACCUCUGGUUAAGAUUUCAAAGUUGCCUUUGCAACUGGCACACCAGUGUGGAGGAAUAGCUGGAUUGGCACAAAAGAUAUUCUGUGUCUCGGCACUGUCAUCGUCUAGCCAGCUGAGGGACGUUGGGCAGACUCCUUCGUCUCGCUGAUCCACAGCACACUGACCUGUAGAAUGGGGCCGUGGGAGACACUGCCACAACUGAGGUGGGAACUACGUGAUAAGGGUCAGGCUCCUGUGCCUCCCUCCAUGUCUAGAGAAAGCUCUAGUUCAGAGAAGCCAGGGAUUCAACUGACAGAAAACUUGAGAAGAGAUGCCAAAAUGUACACAUCUUGUACAUUUUUUAAACUUGUCUCCCAUUCCCAUGAAAAGCCUAGGUUCUUGCAAAAGUGAAAUUAAUAUUCUUGAUUACUGGCCUGGGCUAGAAUAGCACUCAGCUGGAUAAUUUACUGUCUCACGAAGAGAUUACAAAGCUUCUUACAGACUCUUCUCUUCAGCAAAGGAAAAUAUGCCUGGCCAUCUCAAGCAUACUCUGAUAGGUAAAGGAUGUUACUCACAGAGCCCAGAAAAUAAUCGUAAGGGCUUCUGUGUUCUCAGUGAUCCUUCAUUUGACAAUAGUUAGUCUGCUGGAGCAGGUCACGCUUUCUUUCAGAACUUGGGGGGACUCUACUCACUGGCAGAGAUGGAAAAACGUGGUUGAACUGAUUUAAUUGAAUAGUUCUGUAUCAAGUUAUGUCGGAAAAUCUUUGAGAGAUAAUGUGUCCAGGGACUAUGGAGAUACGCCCAUGGAAGUUGCAGAACAUGCAACUAUCUAUAAAAACCAAGCAGGUAUGGGCUCUUACAUUUUGGUUGAUUGGUUGGUUGGUUUUCAUUGUGUGUGUGUAUGUGUGUUUAUAGUAAUAUAGACACGAGUAAAAAGCAAAUAAAAAGAAUAGCUUGCAAUGACUCUCUCCCACCCCUGAUGCCCAGCUCUGCUCUCCACGGGAAACAACAAGUUUUUUAUAUCCUUCCAGAUAUUCUAUGCGUGUGCAAGCAUCUAAACAAAUGGUAGCAUAUCAUAGAUAUGCUUUUCUACACCUUGAUUUUUCACUUAACAUCAUAUCUUGCAGUUUUUUAAAUAUCAUUUCAGAGUAAUCCACACCCUAUUCCAGGGUCUUCUAUGGUCACCGCUUAGAACAGACAUCACACAUUGCUUUGGGGUAAAUGAAACCCAGGACCUUGCUAACAACAAGAACAAUCCCAGCCAACACGGACUCAGCACCCACCACGUUCUGGGUGCAGUGCUAAGCAACUCGCCUUCAUUGAAGAAGAAACAAGCCCGGUGAGGAUGAGAGAUGUGCCAGAGACAACUGGCCAAGUUAGCAGAGGAGCUACAAGACUCUCCCACAGCUCCUGAGGGCUCUCAUCUGAGACUCCUUCCUUUGCCAAAAUCAGACUGUUUUCCCAAAGAAACAUACCAGUUAAAAAAAAAAAUGCUCUGAAAUUUCAUCUCUUUCAAGCCCUGUUGAUCACUCUUCAUUGUACCAUGUUCUCUUACCUCUUACCUUGGCAUAUGCUGUUCCCUCUGCUUGGAAUGCCCUUCCCUGCUUCUUUGGCCAUCUAACUCCCCAGGGAAGAUUGCUGACCCCUCCCUCCCAGUGGUUCAGAUGCCUUAUUUUUGGCCUCCCACAGACCUUAUCAUGCCGUAACGCAGUAACACGAAGAAGCGGUGUGAGAAAAGGCUCUUCUAAACCCAGACUGGCUAUGUGACCAUGGGGAAAUUACUUAACCACUCUGAGCCUCAGUUUUCUCAAAGGCAAGACAAGACAAAUGAUAGAACCUGACUUAUAAUACAGCCUUCCCCAAAUCUAUAGAGAUAUUCUGUGAGGCUUAGGUGUUAACACACAUAAAACAUGGUUAGUGCCCAGCAAACAUUAGCCACUAAAGAAUGAACUCUCUUAAAGCAGGGACCAUCAACUAGACUAGCCCCAGAUCCAGAUGCUUCAGCCCUCUGUGGGUGUUCAGCAAAUGUGUGUCCAACCAAUGCUGAAUUCAUGGGAGGCUGCUUUCCAGCUACUAUUUAUGUACCAGGCCCCGUGCUAGGCACAUUAACACACAAUAUUGCAUUUUGUUAGGUCACUCCAAGACUGGGCCCAAGUAGCCAAGGCCUGGCAUUGCCACCAUAGUGCGCAGUGUCCUUGAAUAGCCCCCUGACGACCUGACAUCCCGUCCAACCUCCUGUCCUGCCCUGCCCUAGGGACCUAGAAAGGGUGCCUCCUCUCAGUGAAGGCCGGAUAGCUCUCAGCCUCCCCAGGGCUGGUUCCUCAUGUGAUCUGUAAACACCACAAGAUGAAUAUCCACAUACCUGCAAGCCAGAGGCCACUCUGAUGGCAAAAGGCAAACCCCUCAUUGGGCAGCCAGUCUCCCAUGCAUUACCAGUUUAAAAAGUAAAACCAAACUCCUCAUGCAAAUACUCAGAUUUUUAACUAAGUUAACUGUGUAACGGAUACCCUGGUGGCAUAGUGGUUAAGAGCUACGGUUGCUAGCCAAAAGGUUGGCAGUUCAAAUCCACCAGGUGCUCCUUGGGAACUCUAUGAGGCAGUUCUACUCUGUCCUAUAGGGUCCCUCGGAGUUGGAAUCAGCUCUAUGGCAACGGGAUAACUGUGUAACAGCCAAGUAUUUCCAGUUCAAAAUAUUUGUUGUUUUUAGGUACUGUCAAGUCCGUUCCCACUUAUAGCAACCCUAUGUAAACAGAACAAAACAUUGCCUGGUCCUGCACCAUCGUCACCAUCAUUGCUAUGUUU